Molecule: messenger RNA, 957 nt
Organism: Penicillium concentricum
Lineage: Eukaryota; Fungi; Ascomycota; Eurotiomycetes; Eurotiales; Aspergillaceae
Product: Fructosamine/Ketosamine-3-kinase
Exons: 2
Coding region: 1-957 (318 amino acids)
Source: RefSeq, a predicted model, not a curated record
AUGUUGACCCCGCUGUCGCUGCUAGUGAGUAUCAAGAAUCCUUUGCUUGAGCGGUUUGACAAGUACCCCGAUGAUGACGAGAUGCCAGAACUUCCACAUGGUGCCAAAAUAGUGUCAACCGAGAAUCAUGGGUUCAGCUUCCGGGCCACAACCAUGCGCAUUGAUGUUGAGUUGGCGAACGGAUCACCUCAGACAUUGUUUAUGAAGGUUCUGUUAGAGGAGAGAGGCAGAGCGAUGGUUCAGGGCGAGUUUGAGUCUAUGGCUGCGAUUUAUAAUCUCAUCCCUGAUUCUGUUCCGAAGCCGAUCGGCUGGGGUACAUAUGAGACAAUACCCGAUACACACUUUUUCUUAUGUGGAUUCAAGGAUAUCGAUCAAGAGUUGCCAGACAUGCGCCAGUUUACCAGGUGCCUUGCAGCCCUACAUCAGAAUAGCAAAUCACCAACUGGGAAGUUUGGAUUCUACGUCCCUACUUAUAACGGCAACCUGUCGCAGCAUACUGAGUGGUCGGAUAGUUGGGAGACUUUCUUUGCGAAAUCAAUGCGACACGCACUCGCGCAUGAGAUUUCAGCUAAGGGUCCCAGCGAGGAAAUCGAAGUGCUGAGUACUGCUAUAUUUGACGAGGUGAUCCCACGUUUGUUGCGACCACUCGAAAGUGAAGGUCGAUCUGUCAAGCCCUGUUUGAUGCAUGGUGAUUUAUGGUAUGGGAAUACUGGGAAGAAUGCCAUCACAAAAGAUCCCAUUAUGUUUGAUGCCUGCUCGUUCUACGCUCACAAUGAAUAUGAACUUGGGCAAUGGGCACCAGUUUGCAACCGGUUUGGUUUCGAGUAUGUCGAAGGGUAUCAUUCACACUUCCCCAUAUCAUCUCCGGUGGAGGAUUACCAAGGUCGCAUCGAUCUCUAUAAACUGUGCGUGUAUACCAUGAGUUCCCGUUUCCGUAUGCCAGAUAACUUACCUUGA